AUGGUGUCACGAAUGUCGAGCCUCGCCUUUGACGCGCUCACGCUUUGCUUUUUAUUUUUUGCAGUGCUCAGCAACGCAUCCGAUACCCCACCUGGUCACCCUCACGCCAGACGUGAUCAACUCGAACGUCGCACUUUCUUCACCGAGACACCCGACAACACCAACUUCGACGACCAUCAAGCCACCCCCUUUACGGAAUUCCGCGGCUGCACAGCCGACCAAAAGCGGGACAUCACCCAAAGCUGGUGGGACGUUGUCAAUCUAGUCAGAAUACCAGUUGCUACCAACUUCAACGAUCCACCGGGGGAGUUGGAAUCCCGCGUCUUUGGCUUUGAUGUGCACGAACGAGAGGGUGCCGGCGAUUUCAUUCACAUGAUCUACGCGAAUAUCAUGCAGCUUUACACCGAAAAGAUUUACGGAAAGAUUCGCAUGAGCUGCGUAGAUAUCCGCCAAGAACAUAGGACUAAACAGGUUACAUGUCAGGGUGCUGCUCACCUUGGCUCGACCGGUGGAUAUGCCUUCUCAUACAGUCAGAAGCUCGAAGAGAACACCAUCGUCAUGUGCCCAGUAUUUUUCGGACCAGGACAGGAACUGCUAGAGCCCCUGCUCGCGGAGGUGCGGAGCCGCACCGWAUAUCAAAGAGACCCGCAUCAGAUGAAUGGCAAGACUAGAACUCUACUUCAUGAGAUGACGCAUUUGGCUUCGAUUUCAGAGACGUCGGGAGCGGUCGUGCAUGACCAACCACUACGUUUAGAAUCCACUCAACCCGAUCCAGUGUACGGACCGCGAAUGGUACAAAUAAUGGGGGCGCAUAAAAUUAAAAAUGUGCGAGAUCGGACACAAUUGAAUGCGGAUUCCUACGCCGAAUAUGCUACAUGGAAGUAUUUCGAGGCGCUGUUCGGAACGCCCCAUGCCGUCGAUGUGCCCAGGGAGGAGCAAGAAGCAUACGAAGCYGACGAAGAAUCUCCUCCAGCUGAAACUGAUACACUUGUGUGCGCUCCAACCGACACCAAUGGUCCGGUUCUGAGCCGCGCCAACGCCAAAGCUGAUAUUGAUGCAUGGUGUGACUCGUUGAACCUCGAUUAUAUCAGCCAGGAUGAUACGCGCAAAGAGCAGGUCAAGCCAUUCGGGAGUGCCACUCCUGGGACGAGCCUUACCGAUCUCGUCUACAGCGCCAACUGGGUUCCUGACGUGCAAGGCGAGGGCUGCCCGGAGAGGACUCGAGGCACGGAGCCGAAGCACUGCAAAAAGGCCAUGUAUGAGGUGCUGGAUUCUUGUGUUGGUAAGGAUGGGAUGGAUGAUGGGUCGCCGAGGUAUAGUGGAAGUCAGCAGGGAGAUGAGCAGUGUAUAAUUUGGAAGAUUGAGAUUGUUGACAAGGGAGUUCAGAACAGGAAGAGAGGUCAAGGACCUCUUGUGGGUUAG
Messenger RNA from Ramularia collo-cygni, 1422 nucleotides. RefSeq lists its product as uncharacterized. The record is from RefSeq and is a predicted model, not a curated record. NCBI's taxonomy places the organism in Eukaryota, Fungi, Ascomycota, Dothideomycetes, Mycosphaerellales, Mycosphaerellaceae. Gene Ontology annotation, molecular function: metallopeptidase activity. The transcript has 5 exons. Bases 1 to 1422 code for a protein of 473 amino acids.